Messenger RNA from Antechinus flavipes (yellow-footed antechinus), 4784 nucleotides. RefSeq names its product carbohydrate sulfotransferase 3 (gene CHST3). The transcript has 4 exons. The record is from RefSeq and is a predicted model, not a curated record. Gene Ontology annotation, molecular function: chondroitin 6-sulfotransferase activity; N-acetylglucosamine 6-O-sulfotransferase activity. Bases 1013 to 2392 code for a protein of 459 amino acids. Lineage: Eukaryota; Metazoa; Chordata; Mammalia; Dasyuromorphia; Dasyuridae. Gene Ontology annotation, cellular component: Golgi membrane. Gene Ontology annotation, biological process: N-acetylglucosamine metabolic process; carbohydrate metabolic process.
GAGGCGCUGCGAACAAGCUGGGUGCCGAGGAGGGGAGGAGUUGGCCGAGUCAGAAUCGGGCCCCCAAACUGGUGGGUGGAGGGGAAAGCGGCAUUUCGGCCCGGCCUCGGAGUUGCCAUUGAGUCUUGGAAAGUCGGUGUCUGGGCGAUGUGUCUGGGUGUGCUUGGCGCUUCCGGAGGUGAGGCAGGCAGGCAGAGGGAGGGGAGCCAGGGGAGCGGACAGAGUGAUUCACAGCUCCCAGAGUCUGGCAGCUGGGGUCCGUCAGCAGAGUGGGGAACGGAGGCAGAGCCAGAGCCGGAGGGCUGAUGCCGGGCCAGGCAGAGGAGAGGCUCGGCAGCCCUUCCCAGUCUUGCCCACUUCCUUCCCUUGUUAAAAGGUGCCUUCCUGACUGGAAGUAAGUUGGGGGGACCUUGCCUUUGGAGAGGGGCCCUGCAGGACCAAAGGGGCCCAGCCAGAGGCCCGGCCUGCUUGGGCACUUCUGGCCUCCCGCUUUUCUGCCCGGCCCCUCCAGCUGGCUUUCUCUUUUCUGCCAAAGACUUUAUGACACCCUGAGGACCAGAGCCGGCCUCCGCCGGGGUCAGUCACAGCUGGGUCAGCCAAGCAACAAAUACCGCCUUGCCAGAUACUGCAUAUUCACCACCUUAUCUGCAGGCUCCUCCCCCUAGUCACUACUCUCAAGCAGAUCUGGAGAUUGCAGAUCCCAGAAUCUCUGAGCAGGAAGGAAUCUUGGACCAUUCUACCUGAGCAGAAAUCCCUUCUCCAGCACCGGCCACAAUUUCGAACUCCCCUGGAGUCUUGGCAACAACAGUCUCCGCUGCCUUGGUGGACGGAUGCAUCCCUCCCGGCCAGAGCAGGGCCUCCAGACUCAACUUUCUUGACAUGGGUGUCCUCUACCUGAUGGCAAGAUCUAAGAUGUGGUCCAGCUAACCACACAAGGCUAGGGGCUGGGCAAGUUGUGGGGAGGGGAAGGAGCUCCCAGAGCCCCUCCCUCCCUCUCCUCCAAUCGAUCUCCAUGGAAAAAGGACAUUCUUGGCCUCAGGAUACCCGGGACAUUCUUCACAGCCUGAGAAUGAGGAGCAAAUAUGCUCUUUUCCUGCUGUUUGUGGUUAUUGUCUUUGUCUUCAUUGAGAAAGAAAAUAAAAUCAUAUCAAGGGUCUCGGACAAGCUGAAGCAAAUCCCACAAUCCCUCAUGGACGCGAACGGCACCGACCCGGCGCUGAUGCUCGCCGAGAACGCGUCCCUCCUGUCCCUGAGCGAACUGGACUCUUCCUUCUCCCAGCUCCGGCAGCGGCUCCGGAACGUCACCCUGCAGCUGGGGGGAGAGCCGGCGGAGCUGCCGCUGGGCCCGCGACGGCACGUGCUGCUGAUGGCCACCACCAGGACGGGCUCCUCCUUCGUGGGCGAGUUCUUUAACCAGCAGGGCAACAUCUUCUACCUCUUCGAACCUCUGUGGCACAUCGAGCGGACCGUGACCUUCGAGCCCGGGGGCGCCAACGCCGCCGGCUCCGCCCUGGUCUACCGGGACGUGCUGAAGCAGCUGUUCCUGUGCGACCUCUACAUCCUGGAGCACUUCAUCAGCCCGCUGCCCGAGGACCACCUGACUCCGUUCAUGUUCCGGAGAGGGUCCAGCCGCUCGCUCUGCGAGGAGCCCGUGUGCACGCCCGCCGUCAAGAAGGUCUUCGAGAAGUUCCACUGCAAGAACCGCCGCUGCGGCCCCCUCAACCUGACCCUGGCCGCGGACGCCUGCCUGCGCAAGGAGCACAUGGCGCUCAAGGCCGUGCGCAUCCGCCAGCUGGAGUUCCUUCGGCCGCUGGUGGAAGACCCCCGCCUGGACAUGCGGAUCAUCCAGCUGGUCCGGGACCCCCGCGCCGUGCAGGCGUCCCGCAUGGUGGCCUUCUCCGGCAAGUACGAGACCUGGAAGAAAUGGGUGGCGGAAGGGGAGGCCCGCCUGCGGGAGGACGAGGUCCAGCGGCUCCGGGGGAACUGCGAGAGCAUCCGGCUCUCGGCCGAGCUGGGCCUGAGCCAGCCCUCCUGGCUGCGGGGCCGCUACAUGCUGGUGCGCUACGAGGACGUGGCCCGCCUGCCGCUGCAGAAGGCCCGGGAGAUGUACCGCUUCGCGGGGAUCACCCUCACCCCGCAGGUGGAGGACUGGAUCCGGAAGAACACCCAAGCCCCCCAGGACAGCAGCGGCAUCUACUCCACCCAGAAGAACUCCUCGGAGCAGUAUGACAAGUGGCGCUUCAGCAUCCCCUUCAAGCUGGCCCAGGUGGUCCAGGGAGCCUGCGCUCCCGCCAUGCGGCUCUUCGGCUACAAGCUGGCCCCCGACCCCGCCACCCUCACCAAUCGCUCCAUCAGUCUGCUGGAGGACCGGGGCACCUUCUGGGUGACGUAAUGGCGAGAGGGGCCCUGGAUCCUCGGCCACAGCCCCGUCCCCACUCCCCUGACCUACUCACGUCAGCUGCCAGACUGAACCGCCACCGCGCAGGCGGAGCCGUGUCAGCCUGAGAGAUGGGCUGUGGUGGCAAGGGUCGUCCAGUACGAAAUUAAAUGAGCCAGGCGCGUCUCUUGCGAGAGAAGCAGGCCUUACCCCGCCCCACCCUGCGCCUUACUCCCCCCUCCUCCUGCGCCUUACCCCCCCCCCCGCCCCACCCCCUUCUUCUCCUCUUGCCACCGGGAUUUCCUAGGACAGAACGAGACCGGAGCAGCUCCCGGCCCUGCAAACCUCCAUCCCACCCGGAGGAAUCCUGCCCGGAGGCUGGAGGCUGGACUGCCUCGAUCUCAUUUUCACCCGCCCACAGCACACUCUGCCUCGCUCCCCAACUUCCUACAAGUGCCUCCCCGUCCCUGCGGGGGACCUCUGCCCUAAGCACUCCGAGAGACUCUCUCAUUGUGUUUAUCCUAAUUGUUGUAGAAGAGGGACUGGAGGUGAGAGAUAGUCCUAGCCUGAUCCACCUGCCGCAGAAGGCCUCAUGGGAAACUCCCAGCCCCAGGGAGGCCCCUGCAGGCUCCUGGUUCUCACUACUACCUCCUUUUAUCUGUAAGUUUACUCACUUUUGUGGCAGACAGGCUGCCUUAACCUGGCUUUUGGCCAACCCUUUUACAAUUUAUUUAUGACACACACUCACCCCCAAAGACCGUUUGACUCCUACCGGGCCUCUCUCCUUGAAGGCUGCCGGGGCCUCCCUUUGGAAGGCAUCAUCAAAACCAGGGGGACAGAUAAAAGGUCUCUUUGGUUGAUUGGCUGAAGCUGGACCAAGCCUGGGGAAGGUACAAAGAAUAUGCAGGAGAAAGGGGGGAAGGGGCAGCCCAAAGUCUCUAUUUCUCUCUGGAAGACAGUAGUCUUUUCCUACCCCUUCAUCAGACCACAAAUUAGCCAUCAAAGUGACAAACCAGUAUCUGGAAGCUCCCCUCUCCCCCACUGAGGUUUCUGGGGAGAAAACUGUAUAACUUAGUAGGGGACCAUUUGGGGCUUUAAAGUUAUUUAUGAUUUAGUUUCUUCUUUUGUUAUUUUUCUUCCAGCAAGAAGUAUUGGUUGGAGGUUGUUGGUAGAAAAGUCAGUUGGGGUCUUGAGGGAGACUUAGAAGAACCAAAGGCUGAGGUUUCCCUUAGCCCAGGGAGCAGGAGCCAUUGCCACGGGGGUCCCCAGAAAAAAGUGAGGCAGCUGGAGUCAAUUUGAGCCUGCUCAGCUCUUCCUCCCCUCCUUUCACCAGUCCUGCUUUUCAGGAGACUUGUCUUCUUUACCCCAUUGUUUCCCUGUUCUUGUUGUUGGGGUGCUUCUCCCUCUCCUUAGAGAGGCACCCUGACCUCAGAAUGCUGUCUCCGUGUACAUGUUUUGCUUCUAAAGACAGUGUUCAGUGACAAACUCCCCCUGUCCCCUCAGAGCCGUGGCCUAGAAUUUAGCAAAACACAAAAAUUUAGCAUUUGUUAUACAGAGUUAAUUAAUUCCACCAGCAUUUAUUCAGGUGCCUUCAAGUGACCAAAGCUCUGCAUCAGGGACUGGGCAGCCAAAGACAAAAAACAAAUAAUUAAUGCCUGCCUUCCUGGAGCUUACAUUCUCCUGGGCAAUAGACAAGUUCCACAUCUGGUCAUCCCAGGCCACCAUAUUUGGUGAGAGGAGGAUGACAUUCUACUUUGAGAUUGGUCACCGCUCAGGGGAGCCUAAAGGCAGCCAAGUUACAGUGUCCAGAACCAUGAGGGGUUCAUCCUUGCUGGGUGGGGCUACUUCCAUUUGGGGGAGCCAUGGCUGUUGCCUUUCUCAACUUCAUAUUCCAUGGAUGGGCAGUGCAGUGACGUGCCUCCUUCCCCAGUAAAGAGAGCUUCAUUUUGAACAAACUGGACUGACAUUCAUAGAACCCAGUAACACCAUCUGGGAACCUCUUCCCACCUCAGGAUGUGGUGUUGCUGAAGACAUCUCUGGCAGGCCCAGAAUGUUUUUUUCCUAAUAAGGAGACUACUUUCCCCCUCCUCCCUGUCCCCACUCCUCCUUUACCUCCUGGUUCCCCAGAGAUGGAAGCUAUCAGUUCCAGCUAGCACUGUGCUAACAGGCAUAGAGGGGUGAGGGGAAGCCCUUCUCUCCACUCUCAGAGUUGCUUUCUGGGGCUGCAGGCUCCCUGCUCCCUACACCAUCAUCUCUCUCCUCCCACCAGAGAUUUUUGGAGAACUCUAUUAAGAAUGAACUUGGGAGGGGAGGGUUUCCUAUCUUUGGGAUAUUGUUCACUGCAAAUUGAAUUAAUUUAUUUAUUUUGUGAAGAGAUGAAAAAUAAAAAAUAGUUUAUUUGCAGGGA